Molecule: messenger RNA, 465 nt
Organism: Gongylonema pulchrum
Lineage: Eukaryota; Metazoa; Nematoda; Chromadorea; Rhabditida; Gongylonematidae
Source: the annotation of a GenBank genome assembly
AUGGAGCGACAAUUCGCACAUGCGAUACGCCGAAUGGACCGUAUGCUCGGGCCUGCCUCCGACGAAUGGCCCGUUGUGAACGAGAACAUCCAAAAGCAGAAAUUGACAAGUGACCUGCUUUCUAAGUUUCGACGUCUAACAGCGUCUCGUUCAUUUCAGGUGACGGAUGAGAAGGGCAGAUUUGCCGUCAAGCUAAAUGUCAGUGCGUUCCAUCCCGAAGAACUCGCGGUGAAAAUCCAAGAUCGAGAAGUGUGCAUUGAAGGACAUCACGAAGAACGCAGCGACCAGCACGGGAGCGUCGAGCGACAUUUCGUCCAAAAAUUCCUGCUACAUACGACUGCGCUGCCGGACAGUGUGGAAUCGAGUCUCUCAGACGACGGAGUUCUCCGAGUCACUGCUCAGAAAAAAUGCACCGUCGAAGAAGUACAAUCUAGAAGAAUCCCCAUUCAGCCAGUAAAUAACUGA